AUGGAGGUCAUCGAUGGACAUGGACAGGUCCCUGUGGCACGUGCCGAUGUGUCGUAUGCAGAUCCGGCCCCUCAAGGUAAUUCCAGCCCAACCAAAGUCGGCCACGUCGCCAACAUCAUCGAAAGCUGGCAAAAUGCCGCUUCCGUGAGCUCCAAAGCCUCUGCGAGCUCCGUCCCCGUGCCGAGUGCAGGAGGUUUCGGCGGCUUCGGCGGCUUCGGCGGCUUCGGCUCGAAUGCGGGCAACUCCUGCGCCGGCGCCGUUCGGCCAAAGAGCACUGCUUGGCGCUGCGAGGCUUCCGUGCCCGAGGUCUUCAACGAGAUGCUCGGCCGGCUGGACGGUCUCGAGAACCGCGUGGAAGAGCUGAGCCGGGCUUUGGAGCGACUGGCGCAGCGCUUCGACGGCCUUCAUCCCGGAGACAUCGCCCGACGUCUCGAGGAGCAGGAAGCUCGUAUCCUUGCGACCCGUUGCCACCUCGAAGCUACCGAGCAUCAGCUUUCUCGCGACGUGGCUUCGCACGGAAACCUCAUCCGCAGCUUCCAAACGCAGUUCGCCGAGCUGCAAAGGCAGCUUUGCAAGGCUGCGUCCAUGUCCGCAACGCAGGAGCUCAGCAACCGAGUUGAAGAUUUGGAGGCCAAACACAAACAUUCCGUGGGCCAGGCUGCCCAGGAGGCUGUUCGCAAGGAGUACGAGCGGCUUGUCCUGGAGCUGGCACAAGUAGGUCCUUCGGCCCGGACUCGGCGUCCAGACACUCCGUCAGACUGGUCCUUGCUGAGUGACGUGGACAGACUGGAGGGCCUCUCUUGCAAGACUUCAGGGCCAUUUCAAGGCAAAACCCCACAUUCCACGCCCAGGGGUCCCGUGUUGCCCGCCCACUUGUACAGAGAGAGUGAAGAAUCGUAG
Messenger RNA from Symbiodinium sp. CCMP2456, 900 nucleotides. Lineage: Eukaryota; Dinophyceae; Suessiales; Symbiodiniaceae. The record is from the annotation of a GenBank genome assembly.